Linum trigynum is the source of this 985-nucleotide messenger RNA. Lineage: Eukaryota; Viridiplantae; Streptophyta; Magnoliopsida; Malpighiales; Linaceae. The record is from the annotation of a GenBank genome assembly.
CUGCUCAGCUACCCCAAGCCCCCACACGAUCAAAAUUGUCCAUGUGGAAGCACAUGCUUCCCUUUCUUUUGCUCUCCUCAAUUAUCCCCCACCUAGCCAGCCAUGAACCUUCCUCCUUUCCUCUUCCCGACUUCCCUUUCCACUCUCUCGUUCUCUCUCAAGUCCUCAAUUAUCUAGCCAUUGACGUUUCAAUGACUCUGCCACCGCCGCCGCCGCUACUCAAAUCAUCACCAGCAGCUCCUCGAACUACAGCAGCCACGCCAGCUGUGCUGCUCUUCUCGCUCAUCGUAUUCGCUGUCUCCGCUGUCAUCGUGAUCGUCGCUGCUGCUGCCUACUCCCCGAAUUUAAACAGCUCCCUCGUCCUCGCCGCCGGCUUCAUCUUCGCCUCCUUGGUUGUCGUCGUCGCCAGCAGGGCCGUCAUGGUCACUUGGAUCACCGUGCUGGUCCUGCUCGCCUUCGCCGGGAAGCGCCGCCGGGUUCUCGUCCAGCACGGCCAGAAGAUCACCACCGACAUCGUCGUCAACUUGUUUAGAUGCGCCGCCUAGCCCGGCGGCUCCCCGACCAGAUCCUCCUCCUUCCUCCAUAAUUUUGUGCAGAGGGUUUAACUUUUAAUUCUGGGGUCUUGCUCAAAAAGGGAAUACUAUUCCCCUGUUUUUUUUUUUCUCCUUCUUUCCCUUUUCAUCUGUGUAUUCUGUAAAUGUAAUCGUUGAAUCUCACCAAUACGAAAGAAUAGUUGGGCAUGCUCUGACUGUUUGAAGGACCAUGAGCCGGAAAAAGGAUAGUUGCGUUACUUCCAUCAUCGGAAAGAGAGGUUGGCUCGUAUUGGUCCGAAGCAAAGAAAGAAAAAAAAAGAUGGGUUCUUCUCUUUCGCCCAACAUAGGCCACUCCAUGUGAGAGAGAGAUAAAAUAAAAGGAGUUGCAGAAGCUAUAGCACCAUCCAACCCCGAACACACGUAAAGGUGGAAACUAAAUUUGUACACUUUAG